Messenger RNA from Macrobrachium nipponense, 1217 nucleotides. RefSeq names its product vascular endothelial growth factor receptor kdr-like. The record is from RefSeq and is a predicted model, not a curated record. NCBI's taxonomy places the organism in Eukaryota, Metazoa, Arthropoda, Malacostraca, Decapoda, Palaemonidae. The transcript is spliced from 7 exons. Bases 65 to 784 code for a protein of 239 amino acids.
AGGAACUCUGAAGCCGCCAAAGUUGGGCAUCACCAAGAAUACUUUUCCAGUGGUGGGCUACAGCAUGAAACUUUUCUGUCAAAUCCCGGAUAACAAAUUCCAGUCGGAACCCACUUUCACCUGGACUCGGCUCAACAAAGAUAACAGAACGGUUGAGACACUACCUGAACACCGUCGUGUUCAGUCGCACAUGUAUUAUACAAGUUACCUUCUCGUCCAAAACGUCACACUAGAGGACAGCGGAACAUACGAAUGCACAGUCAACACUGAAGGACGACCUCCCUUGCAGACGGCAACGUAUAUAAGUAUAAGAGAGAGUGAGGCUCCCUUCCUAAAGGUCAGCCCUGUCACACAAAACAUUACUCUCAGAGAAGGGGACCAACUGGUUUGGAAGCUCGAGGUUGAAAGUUUUCCUCCAUUCCCCAUAAUUCAGACAAGCAGCAAAUUCAACGUCACGCAGGACGAGGACGGCACAACCGAACUUAAGAAAGAAAGAGUGAAAUUUUAUGACUUCGGCGAGCACACGGUGAACAUAUCGACAAGGAGCCACUCACUCGGCGUCAAAACCGCUCAAGUUCACUUGUACCUGAAAGUCGAAAGGGAAACGAGGCUCUGGAUAUGGGUAAUAAACGCCUUCAUUUCGGAAUAUGACAUUGUCAUGAACAGGCCAAACUCCACGGGAACUAUAGGUUGCAAUGGUUUCGGGUAUCCUAUAGAGAACAUCACUUGGCAUUAUCAGUCCUGCCCUAUGGGUGAACAUGCCUCCAACCAUUCAGUGACCUAAAGUGUUCUCAGAUUACGUAUGCAGUACACAAGGAGGACCACCAUUAUUCCGAAUGCACGUUGUAGCUACAGAAUCUGCCAGGAUAAUAUGUCGGUCAGGAGAUAAAGUGGGAUUCCAAGGAUAUUGUGGUUUCAGAGUUCGCAGAUCUCUUGUCCUUCACGAACAAUGUCACCUGUACAAUAGAGGACCUAUCAGCAACUUCCUACUGCACCGUUAACGGAGACGGACAAUUUUCGCCUUGACUUGCGCAGCCUCCAAGUUUCUCUUUGAUUCCGUCGAGCUUCGGUUCUCGCCCACAGACGGGGAAGUGUUUUAUGGAGGUAAAGGAUUUCACUUUUUUAUCUUAAGCAAAAGGCUCACAGCUGCUUUCUUCGCGUAAGCUAGAAGGUGGCCCAGAAUUUGUGAAAAAAUGUUAGGAUGUCAAGGACGUCAG